Photinus pyralis (common eastern firefly) is the source of this 832-nucleotide messenger RNA. RefSeq names its product methyltransferase-like protein 23. The transcript is spliced from 2 exons. Lineage: Eukaryota; Metazoa; Arthropoda; Insecta; Coleoptera; Lampyridae. Gene Ontology annotation, cellular component: cytoplasm; nucleus. The record is from RefSeq and is a predicted model, not a curated record. The coding region runs from base 58 to 747 and encodes 229 amino acids.
UACAAAAUGAUUAAAUUUUGAAAAUAUUGCAUUUUGGACAUUUUUUACCAUAAUCAAAUGUCUGAUGAUACAUCUGAACAACUAAAAAAAUUCACCUUUUCCUCCAAAUAUACCUACCAGGGUCAGAUUCAGGAAGAAACUUUAGAAGUAAUAAUACCAGAGCUUCUGCAAGCAAGCUACUCGUUUUAUACGUGGCCAUCAGCUCCAGUUUUAGCCUGGUUCCUGUGGGAGCAUCGCAAGGAACUCUCCGGCCUGAAAAUAUUAGAAAUCGGAUCGGGAACUGCACUACCGGGGAUAGUCGCUGCUAAGUGUGGUGCUAAAGUAACGCUGAGCGAUUCUGCAACAUUACCAAAAUCGUUAGCGCACACGAAACGUUGCUGUCAGCUCAACAACUUGAACGUCAAUCAAGACAUACGUGUGAUCGGUUUCACUUGGGGACUUUUCCUAAACAAUUUAGCCUUAAUUGGGCCUCUCGAUUUAAUUUUGGGUUCGGACUGCUUUUACGAACCGUCUGUUUUCGAAGACAUAUUGGCAACAAUUUCUUAUCUAUUCGAAAGCAAUCCCGCUGCCAAAUUUCUUUGCACCUAUCAAGAACGUAGUUCGGACUGGUCAAUCGAGCACUUACUUUCCAAGUGGAAUUUAAAGUGCCAAUUGCACAACAUCAAUAAUUUAGGACAAAGCGCCGGAGUGAAUAUUCACGAUUUAAUCGGCGAUCAUAGUAUUCAUUUGCUGGAAAUUUCGCGCUAAAACACUAAUGGCCUCAAAUGUUCGUCAUAUGCUUCGAUUGUAUGUCGGGAACAUACCGUGGACAAUUGGCAACAACGAAUUGAAA